AUGAGUUACGAAGCAUUUUGUUUAAUCCCUUAUGAUGAUGCAAGUCACAAUGAAUGUUCCGAACUCUACAAUACAGUUAGAUACAAGAAAUCCGAGGCAAUUACAGAAAAACAACUCAAAUUUGAUAAAACUUAUAUAAAGUUUUAUGUAAUUGACUCUUCUGACACUUUUUAUCCGUUAUUGAAGUUAAAUACAGUGUCAGAAAGAGAAAUAGAGAUAAAAGGAUACAACAUCACGCAGAGGAUAUCAAUAGAGAUCGAAAAAUGCAAAGAAUUGACAUUGUUAAAUGUCGAUGUAAAUUUGACAGAUUCAGUGUCAGUUUUUGAUGUCAAAAAUAUGAAUAUUUUCUGGGAUGCGUCAUUCUAUCUCAAUGGAAAGAUAAACUGCAAAGAAGUAACUGUAUUUGACUCUUCUUGGAACUUGAUACAGAAAAUGAAUCAAAAAACAAACGUGACAUUGUGUUCUGAAAGAGAAGUGAAGUCAAUUUGUUGUUAUGACAAUUAUUUCACAGUUACAACAGUAUUUACUAGUUGUAAGUUCGAAUACGAUGUUCUCAAUGAUCUAACAUUGAUUCUUGAUCAUGCAACGAACAUCAAAAUCGAUUGGGGAGGAAGUAAAACUGCAACAAUUCCGUUUUUCCUUGGAAUUAAUGUGUUCGAUAAAAAUGGUGACAUAAAAGUGACAUUUUCAAACCGCUGGUCAUUUAGUAAUGUUAAAUCUCUUAGACAAGGAUACUUAGAUAGUCAUGGUACUGAAAUUACUAUCUCUAGUGAUUACUGGAGCUAUCCAAGUCAAGUUUUCGAUAUGAGCGGUUAUUUGAAUGUCAGAAAAAAGGGAAGUUACUGCGCAAUUUCAAACAACGAUAAAGAUCAAGAAUAUUGUCCUGAUACUUACACAAUAUUGACAUUCGAUGAGUUCAAAUUGGCAAGCGAAAUGAUGCCAAGUAAUGAUGAACAAAUAACUAUUUGCGUCGUUGAUAAUGAUUUCGAGUUUCCGAAAUCAAUUUUCCAAAAUUUUGUCACUUUAUUUGCCAACAAAAAUAAAAAUGUCAAAAUUUAUGAUGAUGACGCAAAAAUAAUGACAAAUAUUAAUGAAUUACAUUUAACAGCAAUUAGUGUUAUUAAUGAAGCCACAAAUUUCAAACUUAAUAACAUUGUUUUGACUGAUUCAACAUUUUCAGGAAAUCAAAUUUCCACAAGUAAUUUAACAGUCAAAAAUCCAACAGAAAUCUUUAACCACAACACUGUUAAGAUUACUAAUACAUUGACAUUGUAUAACAGUGGUAAAUCCAUUACUUUUGGAAAGGAUUCGUUCAUUAUCAAUGAUUUCGAAAUGAAAUACUCAAUUUGUCCUUCAUUUAAAGUUUAUACUCUUGACUUAAAUGAAUCAACAUUGACUCUCAAGGCAAAUACAAAAGAAACAAAUAAUCUCCCUGAUUUUUAUUUUACUUUAACAAACACUUUGACAUUUGAUGAUUCUCUUUAUUAUUUGCAGUCAAGAAGAGUUGCAAAGCUUCUUUUCAUUUCAAAUCAUAAUGAGAUUCAUACAAAUUACAAAGUUUUGCCAAAAAUCUUUGAGUUAAAGACGAAUCCUAAUGGUUUUUACCAUGUGAAUUAUGGUACAAAGGAACCACCAUUUGAUUAUACACCAAUUCCAACAAAAUCAGUACCAACUGCUACAGAAAAACCAACAGUAAAUCCAACUGAUAUUCCUCCAAUAACUUCAACAAAUUCUCCUGUUGAAAAAGGUAAGAAACCAAAGACAUUUUUCAUGAUUUCUAUUUUGAUUGUUACAGCAGCAUUGAUUUACUUGAUUUACAACUUGUUGAAGAAAUGGAGAAAGUUCGAUGUUUAUAACAAUAGAUUUGAAGUUUCUAGUGAAUAUUUAGAUCGUAGAGAUCAUGUAAUGACUUUUAUUUAA
Molecule: messenger RNA, 1920 nt
Organism: Trichomonas vaginalis G3
Lineage: Eukaryota; Parabasalia; Trichomonadida; Trichomonadidae
Exons: 1
Coding region: 1-1920 (639 amino acids)
Source: RefSeq, a predicted model, not a curated record